Molecule: messenger RNA, 4788 nt
Organism: Scatophagus argus
Lineage: Eukaryota; Metazoa; Chordata; Actinopteri; Scatophagidae
Gene: fgd1
Product: FYVE, RhoGEF and PH domain containing 1
Exons: 18
Coding region: 181-3333 (1050 amino acids)
Biological process (GO): filopodium assembly; cytoskeleton organization
Cellular component (GO): cytoplasm
Molecular function (GO): metal ion binding; guanyl-nucleotide exchange factor activity
Source: RefSeq, a predicted model, not a curated record
GAUGGGGGUGAAGGGGGGGGAGAGAGGGAGGACGACGGAGGGAAGACGCUGAGCACCAGAAGCAACAAACUUAAACAACGACGUGUGAGCCGGUGAUGAACUGAACUGAGUCUUCACAAACAGGAAGUGACCUCACUCCUGCAUCCAGGUGUGGACUGACGUACCUGCGCAGGUGUCGGGAUGCAGCUGAACCAACCUCGCAGCACCCUGCUUGGGUUUGGCCUUCCCCCGCUAGCACCACCUCCUCCUCCUCCUCCUCCUCCGUCCUUCUCCAGUCAGUUCAGCACCAUGCGGUUCUCCUACCACCUGAGCUCCACCAACAGGACAGGUCCCUCCUCCUCCUCCAGUCCCAGCUUGCUGACUAAGAGUCUUUCUCUGGAGCCAUCCUGCUCACCGUGUGGCCAUCACGGGGCGCUGGACUCCGACGCUCCCCAGCAGCCCAGCUCAGAUCCGGGGCCCAGCUCCUGCUCCUCAGGCCCCAUCUCCUUGGAGGGGGGGCCGAUGCUAACAGAGCGCCGUGGCUCCGCUAAUGGCCUGUUGCUGGUCAAUGACAUGGGGCCGCCGGAGUCGCCAGCUACCACGAUGACACCACCAAGCAAAAGGCCUCCGCUGCCUGGGCCAAAACCUCAGGUCCCCCCAAAGCCCCCCCACCUGCAGCAACAGGCGGGGCUGUCGAGGCCACGCCUCCGAGCUCCAGACAAGCCCCUGCCCCCACCUCCGCCCUGCAGACCACUCCCAGCAGACCCCCGGGGAAACCGGUCUCCGCAAACCCAUGGCGAAGGAACGGCGUCCCCUACUUGUGUCAUGUCGCUCAUUGAGAAGUUUGAGCGUGAGCAGAUCAUCGUGGUUCCUGACAUCACUGGGGGCGCUCUGGGUCCUCGCCUCUCUGACCCUCCCUCCUCCCUGUCCUCCUCACGACCUUCAUCACCACCACCAUCGUCAUCAUUGCCUGCCCCUCCCCCACUUGAUGAGGAGCCGCCCUCUGAGCUCAAAAGCCAGAAUGACAUUACACUGCGGGGUGAAGGCGAGGCAGGAGAUGGUGACCUCCACAGUGAUCAUGAUGAUGAAGACGUGGCAGUGGCAUAUCAUGAUGACCUCCAUCAGAAGCGUCUCUCUAUGGAGUCAGGUUACAGCGCCUCAGAGAAACACCUGGAGGAUGAUGUGGUUGCCGUGGAGAUGAGGGAGCAACAACAGGAGCAGUCAUUGCUGCUCGACCAACAAGAGCUCCCUUCGGAGCACCUGUCCCUCCCGUCCUCGCAGACAGAUGGCAAGCUGGCCAAUCGGGACAGCGGCAUCGACAGCAUCAGCUCUCCGUCUCAUAGUGAGGAGCUCUGCUUUGCUGGAGUGGAAGAGGGGGGCGUGGCUUACCCAUGCAGUCCCGCCCUCCUGCCCCGCCUCUCAAGCUUAUCCUCAUACGCUGGAGAGGGAGGAGAGGGCGAGAGCGAGGAGAUGCAGGGCGGAGCCAGGAGGAGGAGGGAGUUCUCCGAGGAGGGAGACAGUGACCUGGAGGAGGAAGAGGCGGAGCUAACUCUGAUGCUGCCUCCGCCCAAGACAGACAGACAGGACUCCACUGAGCUUUCUGUCCAGCAGAGGGUCUUCAACAUCGCCAAUGAGCUGCUGCACACAGAGACUGCAUACGUCUCCAAGCUCCACCUGCUGGAUCAGGUUUUCUGUGCCAGACUCCUGGAGGAGGCUCGCUCCCGCUCCUCCUUCCCCUGUGACGUUGUUCAAGGAAUCUUCUCAAACAUCUGCUCCAUCUACUGCUUCCAUCAGCAGUUCCUGUUGCCGGCACUGCAGAAACGGAUGGAGGAGUGGGACUCAAACCCGCGGAUCGGGGACAUCCUGCAGAAGCUGGCUCCCUUCCUGAAGAUGUAUGGCGAGUAUGUAAAGAACUUUGACCGAGCCAUGGAGCUGGUGAACACCUGGAUGGAGAGAUCAGCUCAGUUCAAGACAAUCAUCCAGGAGAUUCAGAGGGAGGAGCGCUGCGGUAACCUGACACUACAGCAUCACAUGUUGGAACCGGUUCAGAGGAUUCCUCGCUAUGAGCUGCUGCUCAAAGACUAUCUGCAUCGUCUGCCGGAGGACGCCCCAGACUACAGGGACGCCCAGAAGUCCCUGGAGCUGAUCGCCACAGCAGCUGAACACUCCAACGCCGCCAUCAGGAAGAUGGAGCGAAUGAGGAAGCUGUUAAAGGUGUACGAGUUGUUGGGAGGAGAAGAAGACAUUGUUAGUCCGACAAAUGAGCUCAUUAAAGAGGGCCACAUCCUUAAACUGUCCAACAAGAACGGGACUACACAGGACAGAUACCUCAUACUGUUUAAUGACCGCUUGCUGUACUGCGUCCCAAAGCUUCGUCUGAUUGGUCAGAAGUACGGUGUCCGAGCCCGUAUCGAUGUGGACGGCAUGGAGCUGAAAGAGACCAGCAGUGUUGCUGUUCCCAGGACUUUUCUGGUGUCUGGAAAACAGAGAUCACUGGAGCUGCAAGCCAGGACAGAGGAGGAGAAGAAAGACUGGAUUCAGGCCAUCCAGGCGACCAUUCAGAGACACGAGCAGACGGUCGAGAGCUUCAGACAUCUGAGCUGCUCACUGCGAGAUGAAGAGUCCACACCGCCCCACUCCCCGAGCUGUGUGGAGCUGGGAAAGAGAGCUCCGACGCCCAUCAGAGAGAAGGAAGUCACUCUGUGCAUGAAGUGUCAGGAGCCGUUCAACUCCAUCACCAAAAGACGCCAUCACUGUAAAGCCUGCGGACACGUGGUUUGUGGAAAGUGCUCUGAGUUUCGCGCUCGUCUGUCAUACGACAACAACCGAACCAACCGUGUUUGUGUCGACUGCUACGCCAUGCUGGUGGGAGUGUCACCCUCGCCUGGCAUGCUGACCAGCGGCACCCACAGGAGGCGCUCCAUCCUCGAGAAACAAGCCUCCCUGGCAGCAGAGAACAGUGUGAUUUGUAGUUUUCUUCACUACAUGGAGAAAGGAGGAGGACGGGGCUGGCAGAAGGCCUGGUUCGUCAUCCCUGAAAAUGAACCACUGGUGCUUUACAUCUACGGAGCUCCACAAGACGUGAAGGCGCAGCGCAGCGUGCCUCUGAUUGGCUUCGAGGUCUCUCUUCCUGAGUCAUGUGACCGCCUCGAGCGACGCCACGCCUUCAAGAUCUCCCAGAGUCAUCUGACCCUGUUCUUCAGUGCCGAGGGGGAGGAGCUACAGCAGCGAUGGAUGGAAGUCCUGUCAAGGGCCGGGAGGGGGGAGGAGCAUCCAGUUCACAGGCCAAUCGUGGAGAGUCUGGACGAGGAGGGGGAGGAGCUGGCAGCUGCAGCGGAGGGGGAGAACACAUGAUUUUGUUGAAAAGGGAAAAAUGGAGGGGUCAUUAAAUGAAGACCAGUCCUUAUUGGAAGCCAGUACCAAACCAGUACAUACAUUUAUAUCUGAUAUUCAACACACACACACUGUGUAUUUAAAGUUGCGUGGUUCAUCUGCAUGAUUCCCACUCACUGUCAACACAAGAUGGCGUCUCUCUCUGUCUUUACCUGUGUGAUAACGCAUGGAGGUGGGCGGUUCUUCUUCUCACAGUAAACCUUCCUUUUUACCAGGAACCUCGGAACUGUGAAAACUGACCCCAAAUUUACAAGUGAAUAUAGACUUUUCCAUUCAGAUCAACAAAACAAUCAACAACAAAGCACAUCAAACUCAUCAAAUAGAAAACUUUCUAUUCUGCAUUGUUUUCAGGAGCCCAGUGCAUUUUAUUGGUUCACUCACACACUCAGUGCUGUUAUUGGCACGUUCUGUGUGCUCGUUUACAUGUUUUUCCCCUGCAUGGCACCACAAAACAGUCAAAAAUUACAGGAGACAACCUCAAGAAGGUUAAAAAACAUCAUGACACUGGACGAUCAGUGUGGACACACCAGAGUUCAUUUCCUGUCACAGAGCUGCGAUCAGGUUCGAAGGUCUUUGUUCUUUUGACCGCCGCUGUGUUCCUCUGUUCAUCUACCAAAUCACAACUGUCAUGCGUCACUCUGCAAACACGAGUGGAACCGAUUUACAAGCACAUAGAAACACAUGUUGGAGUCAAACUGGACAAAUGGUCGCAUCCCACCUGAGAGCUGUGGAGUGGGACCUCAACCUGAUAGGACUGCCCAUGAAAUAAGAGAUUCAAGAAGAAAUUCUUCUCUGUCUUUAAGAGAUAAAGAUUAAAUGGUGCUGGUUUCCUGAAAGAUGCCAACAGGAAGUUGAUAUCAACUAUUUGACUCUUGAAAUGACAGAAGAAAGAGACUUUUAAACAUGACAAGAAAAAGACUGAGGUGACCUCGUUAAAUGCACUUAAAAAACAAUGAGAUUUGAAUCCCAAAUUUCCCCUGAAGAAAAACCCUUAAUUAAUCUUCCCUUUGUUGGAUUUUUAGCUUGACUCUCACUGGCUUUGCUGCUGUCUGUAAGGAAACUACAUUUCCCAGCAGCUUCUGCUCUGAGGGUUUCACUGAAGUCGUUCGUCACAGUCCUGAUGAUAUCUCGCUUAGAGAUACAGUUUAUCCACACAGUAUUUAAUAAUUUAUGAAUUAUAUACUGUAUUUUAGUAGUAUUUCUCUGUCAGAGGUAGUUUAAUCUGCUCAUUCAAAAAAUGGAGCAAAGGAACUGGGACCACUCGAUUUUAUAAGAGUUUAACAGAGAAAUGACAAAUUAUUAAAACCGUCAUGCGUUCAGGGCUGUGUUCUGCCUGAUGAAUUUAAGAUGGAAUCAUCUUUGUUAAAGCCCCAAAAGUUCCAAUUCACUGCUUUUUAUUUAUGGAUAUCUGUCAAA